Messenger RNA from Actinia tenebrosa (Australian red waratah sea anemone), 1308 nucleotides. RefSeq names its product adenosine receptor A3-like. Gene Ontology annotation, biological process: G protein-coupled receptor signaling pathway. Gene Ontology annotation, cellular component: plasma membrane. Lineage: Eukaryota; Metazoa; Cnidaria; Anthozoa; Actiniaria; Actiniidae. The record is from RefSeq and is a predicted model, not a curated record. Gene Ontology annotation, molecular function: G protein-coupled receptor activity.
AAGAUACCAAACCAAGUACUCAAGUUCAGUUUUCUUUACCAUGGUCUUCAGUCAUGAACGAUGUGAACAAGUCUGGGCGCCAUAUUCUCUGUCGUGCACAACGGCAACCAUCUCACUUAUUCUCUGCCUCAUUACGAUCCCAGGAAACCUCUUGAUUUGUGUCUCGAUGAUCAAAGACCCCUUCCAUCAACUACGAACACCGUUUAAUUACUUCGUUCUCAACCUCGCUAUAUCAGACCUGAUCAUCGGUACAAUAACGGAACCUGCUUUUAUCAUCUUCCAUAUCCGCGAAGCUUUAAGGUACCCAGUACAAGAAAAUAUCUGGUUGGUUCAUUUGGCSUAUUUUAUCGCCUGCAUGGCAUCUCUCCUUAACCUAUCAGCACUGACGAUAGAUCGAUACCUAACUAUUACGUCAAUGUAUAAACGGGUUCUGAAACUCAAGACAGURAUUUUCAUAUCAGGYUUUAUUUGGUUAAUCUCUAUUGCUSUACCCUGUUUAUAUUUCAUUACGGGAUUCUACCUUUUCGCUUUCAUAUUCGCCAAUACCGCCGUCGUGGUCACCCUGUGUAUCGUCUCUUUUGCGUACAUCCGCGUUUAUCUAAAACUGAGGACUCAAGUUCUUCGCUGGGGGUCUCUCAACCAAAGACAAAUGAAAAACCAAGCGAUAGUUUUUGAAAGGAAGCUCACAAAAYCGUUUCUUCUCAUUCUUGGAUUCUUUACAAUCUGUUUGAUUCCAUCGUGUCUUAUCAACUAUUUUUUAAGCUUUUGUGGGUCAUGUGACUGCACGAUCGUUCAUUGGCUGAGAGAUCUACAGUUUCUAUUAACACUCAUCAAUUGUUCGUCCAAUCAGUUUUUAUAUGCAAUGAGAAUGUCCAGAUUCCGUAGAGCUUUUAUCAAAGURCUAAACCUCGAGACGUGCUUAUGCUUUGAGAUUAUAACUGCAAGAAGAAGGGGACUGGUUCAGAUACAUCAAAGAGAGCUGAUUGAGAUACAACCGCUGGCCGAAAGAAGCCGCAGUGACUCGGAAGCCGAGGGAGAGCCUGGUAACAAAGACAAGUAGUAAGCGGAAAGGAAAAGUACAAGCCAGUCUGUAGUUUAAGAAUCGUUUCCAGUGUGCAUGCGAUUUUAUCCCGAAUUUCUCACUUUCGUUGUUCAUUAAGAACAAAAGGUUUAAACAAAAGGUGAGAAAUUCUUCUUAACGAGUCACAAGGUGGUUUUUGAACGGGUUUUCGCUGCCAGUGUCGACAAACAAAAAAUGGAGAAAUUGGUACAAUAAGCCUGAAGCGAGAUGACGUUUUACCCCUGACU